AGCGCUCGAGCACCGGUGGCACGACCAGGUGGGCGGGGGCACUCGCGGACACAGGAUAACAUUCACCCCGAAUCGGAGCAGAGCACCGGCGGAAUGGGCUCCUUUGUGUGGGAAAUGUUCGGCGCUUUUCCCCCUCACCCGACGGCCGCGGCGAGCGCUAGCCGGAGCGCCACCACGUGGCGCGCGGAGUGGCCGACAGACCCGGCCCUGUACUCGGUUGAGAACUUCGAGCCCAGGCCUCCCCAGGAACUGGUGUGCACCGUGUGCCUGGGCGUGUACCGGAACCCCGUCGAGUGCCCCUGCCGCCACGUGUUCUGCUCGGACUGCAUCAACGGCUGGCUGGCGAACAGCAACGGCUUCGGCGGCGCAAGUUGUCCCGUGUGUCGCCGAGGGGUCGCCGCGUUUCAGCUGGUGCCUGUGCUGCCGCUCGUGAGCAACAUGAUCGCGCGGCUCACCGUGCGCUGCCCGAACCGAGACGCAGGCUGCACCGCAAAGGUGACCAUGGAGACCCUGAACAGCCACCUGGGUUCGUGCCAGUUCCGCAGAGCGCCAUGCCCAGACUGCGGCUCUCAGAUACGUCCUUCGGAGCUGAUGGCGCACCGGCGCGAGCGCUGCUCCAAGCGCAUGGUUCGCUGCACCCGCGACUGCGGCUUAAGCCUGAGCGCCGACCGACUGCGCGACCACAGCUGCGUACAGGAAAUGCGAAACUACAUCGUCUCACUGGAGCGCCAGAGGGACCACACCCAGCUGAACGUGCAACGCCUGCAGCACCAGGUCGAAGACCUUACUGCCAGGCUGGCGACGGCUCCUGCGUCCGGUCACAUAAUUUAGGGGAAAGCAAGCGAAUACAAAUUGCGUAAUUCUGUA
Messenger RNA from Dermacentor andersoni, 867 nucleotides. RefSeq names its product RING finger protein 151-like. Gene Ontology annotation, molecular function: zinc ion binding. Gene Ontology annotation, cellular component: plasma membrane signaling receptor complex. NCBI's taxonomy places the organism in Eukaryota, Metazoa, Arthropoda, Arachnida, Ixodida, Ixodidae. Gene Ontology annotation, biological process: regulation of canonical NF-kappaB signal transduction. The record is from RefSeq and is a predicted model, not a curated record.